AGGGGCCGAGGCCGCGCGGAGGCGCAGUCGGGCCGCGGGGACCGUCCCGGACUCUCCCCAGCGCGCGUCCCGCCCGCUCGCCCGGGUCCGCGGCGCGCCCAGCUCCGGCCGCGGCGGCUGCGGCGGCGUCCCCCGAGCGGGGCCGGCCGCUCCCGAGCGCGCGCGGGCGGCGCGGGGCGAGGCGAGGCGAGGCGAGGCGAGGCGAGGCGCGCGGCCGGCGGCCCGGAGCGGCGCGCGGGCCCCCCCGCCUGGGCGGCGGAGUCGGGCGGCCCGGCCGGAGCCUUGAAAAGCGGGCGAGAGACAAAGGCGGCGGAAGCGUCCCCGGCGCCGGGGCCCAGCGCGCAGCCCGGGGCCUCGCCGGUCCCGCGGCCGGGCCGGGCGCGCGGAGGAUGCGGCAGGGCGCGCGGGCGCGGCGGCGGCGGAGCGGCGCGGCCCGGGCGCGGCGGGGGUAGCCCCAGGCGGGCGCCGGGGGGAGCGGCGGGCGCCGUCCCCGCCCGGGAUGUGAGGCGCGCGGGCCGGGCGGGGGAGGCGCGGCGGCCGAGCGGCAGGAAGGAAGGAAGGAAGACGGGCGCGCCGGGAGGAGGAGCGGCGAGGCGGCCGGAGCCGGAAGGCGGGGAGGGGCCGGCCGUUGGGCCCGAGGCGGCGGCCGCGGCCGGGGCGAAGCGCGCGCGGCGCCUCCCGGGGCCCGAGCGGCGGGGCCCGCGCCCCUCCCCCCGGCGCCGCGGCGGGGGGCGCAGGAAGAUGGAGACGCACAUCUCGUGCCUGUUCCCCGAGCUGCUGGCCAUGAUCUUCGGCUACCUGGACGUGCGGGACAAGGGGCGCGCGGCGCAGGUGUGCGCGGCCUGGCGGGACGCCGCCUACCACAAGUCGGUGUGGCGGGGGGUGGAGGCCAAGCUGCACCUGCGCCGGGCCAACCCGUCGCUGUUCCCCAGCCUGCAGGCCCGGGGCAUCCGCCGGGUGCAGAUCCUGAGCCUCCGCCGCAGCCUCAGCUACGUGAUCCAGGGCAUGGCCAACAUCGAGAGCCUCAACCUGAGCGGCUGCUACAACCUCACCGACAACGGGCUGGGCCACGCGUUCGUGCAGGAGAUCGGCUCCCUGCGCGCCCUCAACCUGAGCCUCUGCAAGCAGAUCACCGACAGCAGCCUGGGCCGCAUCGCGCAGUACCUCAAGGGCCUGGAGGUGCUGGAGCUGGGGGGCUGCAGCAACAUCACCAACACCGGCCUCCUGCUCAUCGCCUGGGGCCUGCAGCGCCUCAAGAGCCUUAACCUCCGCAGCUGCCGCCACCUCUCGGACGUGGGCAUCGGGCACCUGGCCGGCAUGACGCGCAGCGCGGCCGAGGGCUGCCUGGGCCUGGAGCAGCUCACGCUGCAGGACUGCCAGAAGCUCACGGACCUGUCUCUGAAGCACAUCUCCCGGGGGCUGACGGGCCUGAGGCUCCUCAACCUCAGCUUCUGCGGGGGCAUCUCGGACGCGGGCCUCCUGCACCUGUCGCACAUGGGCAGCCUGCGCAGCCUUAACCUGCGCUCCUGCGACAACAUCAGCGACACGGGCAUCAUGCACCUGGCCAUGGGCAGUCUGCGCCUCUCGGGGCUGGACGUGUCCUUCUGUGACAAAGUGGGGGACCAGAGCCUGGCUUACAUAGCCCAGGGGCUGGACGGCCUGAAGUCCCUUUCCCUCUGCUCCUGCCACAUCAGCGACGAUGGCAUCAACCGCAUGGUGCGGCAGAUGCACGGGCUGCGUACGCUCAACAUCGGACAGUGUGUGCGCAUCACCGACAAGGGCCUGGAGCUGAUCGCUGAGCACCUGAGCCAGCUCACGGGCAUAGACCUGUACGGCUGCACCCGCAUCACCAAGCGUGGCCUGGAGCGCAUCACGCAGUUGCCCUGCCUCAAGGGAUUGCUCUGCUUUUGCCGGUGGAGUGGCCUGUACCAAUCCAGAACAUUUGGUACUAUGUACAGCCAAGUCUUCCCAUUCAGGUGCAAGAGAAUGUAAGCUUGAAUUUUAACUAUGAAGUACUAGCAUUGGGUGUAUUAAGCACCCCCACCCCAAAAAUAAAAAUAGAAGUGGAAUUCCUCUGCCUGCUAUUUGUUAACCCAGAAAAGUGCACGUUUGCUGUUAAAAAUAAGACAAAUUCUUACUAUCUUACUCUUCUACUUUGCUUUUCUUUGUGAUAAUGGAAAGCAAUGAGUCUUAAUUAUACAGAAGAAUGAGGUCUUCUGGCAAAAUAGUGUUAGGCACGUGAAUGUAUCUGCUGGAGGAAUUUAGUCAUAACACAGUAUUCGAUUUCUCUUGUCUCAAAAUUUUUGUUUUCCCAAAUCUGGCACAUAUUGUACAUUUAAUUCUGUAAGUGGGAAAAGAGGAAUCUGUAUCAGAACUGACUAAUAACCAUAUAAAUGGUGAGCAAUACACAGGUAGCUGUUUGAUCUCUUUCCCAAAACACUGCAAGGGACCCCCCACCCACUGCUCCAUAAAGGUACCGACUGAGAGCACAUAUUUUCCUGGGGAGUAAAGCAAAAAACCCCAAAUACUAAAAGUCAUUGUUACUGUUUAAUAAGCCUUCAAUUACGCAAACUUAGAAAUGUUUUGCAAGAAGCUGAAAAACUAGGGCAAGUUGGUAAGUGGGCUUUAGGGCACCAGGAGCCAGGAGUGUCAGAUCUGUCACCUGUUCUCAGAGAACUUGAGCCACUUCCAAAAACACUGCUUUGUUACAAAUCGUAAAUGUGAAGGACAACCACUGGAAGGCCAUGCUCCUGAUAGCCUCAAAGCUGAGAAUUUACACACGUUUAACGCUACAAUGUGUGUCACACGAUCCUUUUGAUGAAGUAGAGUCACACUACCAAGAAACACUAGCUAUUUUCAUUCGAGGAUAAAAAGGCUCAACUUCACAGAUGUUUUAGUUACAAAUCCCUCUUGUUCAGAAAGAGUAAAAGGGUCUAAUUUGUUCAUAUCAGGCACCCUCUUAAUGUUUAUCACUCCUCAAUUUACGUAAUCCACACUCCAGAAGGAUCAGGCCUAGCACACAGCUGUCUGUCAAUAAUUACUUCUCAUAUCGUGGAUAUAAGUUACGGCAAUUGGACGGUGGGCAACAGUUCUUUGUGACUGGGUUAAUUUUUUAUGAGUAGUGUGGAAUUGGAAAGUAUUGUUUUCCUCGUCCAAAAUGAACAGGAAAAUAUUGACUACAAAUGUGCAUAGUAUUUCUCCUUAGGAACUCUUUACCCCAAACUGGUACAUGUUCAUGAACACAUUUAUGAAGGAAUAAAUACCUGCUUCCGUUUUGCUUGCUGAGUGCUCCUAAAUAAGGAAUAACCAAAAAACUUAGUCCUGAUAGUCCUUAGAUUCUUUAGUAAACUCACUGAGGUGAAAACUGGACAGAUGGGUAAAAAGGAAGGGAGAAAUGGCAAUAGCUAAGUCCCUCAAAUUUUUAAAGUUCUUAGAUGGGAGAAAAGCUAAUUAGUGCCUUCCAGUCUGACUUUGAUGUUUUAAAUCUUAGCUUCAUAACUUAAAAGCCCAAUGCUGUGAACUACAAAAGAAAAAAAAGACCAGUAGGUACCUAUUAAGCGAACAAUAUUAGAGUGCAAUUUCUAGCCCUUCUGGUUCAUUUCAGAGGCAUAACAUUUAGAUUCUUUAAGGAAUUUGGAGAAACCGUGUGGCCAGGAUCUAUGGUCUGAAAGGGAUCUAGCUUGCAGUUUGCUGCUAUGGGGAGCAGAGAAUGUCUUCAGGUUUUCAGAGCCUGGAGUUGAUAGAUGACUGGCUCUUCCAAACCUGGCUGACGUCUGUGCACUUGAGCCAGAUGCCCUCCCAUUGUGCGCAGAGUCAAGUGGCGACAAUCAGAACAGCGUGACCCAGAGGAAGCAGCUGGCCCAUCUUUCUCCCACACGUAACGGUCUGAUUUUCAAUGGAACUGCAGAAACUCACUGCAGUAAGUACGACACAGGAUUUAGCAGCUAAUAGCCUCAUCACUAUUUACUUUCAGAAAUAAAAAAUGUACAAGUUAGAAGAUAGGAGUCAAACGCUCUGUUUUCUUCAAAGGUGUGUGUGUAUGCUGCGGGGGAAUCAUUUCUGUCUCCUCUAGAUUGUUCCUUGACUUCUUCCCAGAAGACAAGAACAAAACAAAACAAGAGCUCUCCCCACCACUCACACACUAGCAAUGCUCCCUGUUGGGAUGCGGCUAGCAUGGUGUCCACACCAGUACCAGAGGUAGUUUACCUCAAGUUUAAGAUGAUUUUAGGAUCCACUAUAAGGCAGAAAAAAUAAGUACCUAAGUGCAAAACUACUUGUCUGGAUGGCCAGUGUAAAGACGCAAUUUGCUGGCAGUCUGCAAGCCCUU
Molecule: messenger RNA, 4327 nt
Organism: Talpa occidentalis (Iberian mole)
Lineage: Eukaryota; Metazoa; Chordata; Mammalia; Eulipotyphla; Talpidae
Gene: FBXL14
Product: F-box and leucine rich repeat protein 14
Exons: 2
Coding region: 742-1992 (416 amino acids)
Biological process (GO): SCF-dependent proteasomal ubiquitin-dependent protein catabolic process
Cellular component (GO): SCF ubiquitin ligase complex
Molecular function (GO): protein binding
Source: RefSeq, a predicted model, not a curated record